ACUCACACGCAACAUUUAAACAUGUUCAAGUUCAGUUGUAUCUACGACGUCGACGCGUGAUGUACGAAUAAAGUGUGGAUGACAAAAUGGGAGAAUUCAAAGGCAAAGUGGUGUUAAUAACUGGGGCUAGCUCAGGGAUUGGAGCUGAGACCGCCCUUGAAUUUGCUUCGUCAGGAGCCAGUCUGGCAUUAGUCGGUCGAGAUGAAGAAAGGCUAGAGAAAUAUGCACAGGACUGCUUGGCUAAGGGCCUUACAAAGGAAAAGGUUCUCACUAUCAAGGCUGAUAUGUGUGUCGAAGAUGACGUGAAGAGGGUUAUGGAAUCAACUGUCACACACUUUGGAAAAUUAGAUGUCUUGGUAAAUAAUGCCGGAGCUUGCAUGCUAUCACCCCUAUCCAGUGAGAAUCUGAUGGAGACUUAUGAUCACAUGAUCAAACUCAACGUCAGGUCCGUUCUACAGAUUACCAACCUAGCAGCACCUCACUUGAUCAAAUCUAAAGGGUGUGUAGUGAAUGUUUCCAGUAUCUGUGGAAAGCGAGUGGUGCCCGGUAUGUUGGCUUACAACAUUUCAAAAGCUGCUAUUGACCAGUUUACAAGAUGUACUGCUUUAGAUUUGGCUUCCAAAGGUGUACGAGUAAAUGCAGUCAACCCUGGCACUAUCAUGACUCCCCUCCAGACAGUUUUUGGAAUGUCAGCUGAGGACAACCAUGAGCGAGCUCGUAAAGUUCACCCAAUGGGUCGAGCGGGAGAAGUGAACGAAGUGGCACCCGCAAUCAAGUUCCUCGCUUCCAACGCAGCAUCCUUCAUCACUGGAGAAACCCUGUCCAUAGAUGGCGGCAGACACGUUUCAUGCGCUCGAUAAUAAAAGCAACAUUCGAAUAUUUUUUUAGCUCUUUAGGUGGUCGAAUCAUAUUUCUGUGUGAUUAUGAUACGAGUAGAAUGAAUUUGAAAGGUAUACCAUUAUUUUACAUAGAUAUGCUGAAGGCAUGGCACGAAUUGGAUAAGUGUAGACAUUUUGGAGGGAAAAGUAAUCCCAUUAUUUUUAAUAACAAGCGUCUAUGCCUUAAUAACAAGACCUUUUUUUAUAUUGAAUUAUUUCAGAAAGGUAUAGUUAAGGUCUCGGUUUAAUAGUUGGAGGUAAAUUAAGACCAGUUUCAUACUGGUAUAAUCUGAAAUUUUCAUCUGAAAACUUGCUCAAAAUUCAAAAGAUAUUUUCAGUAAUAACAGAAGAGUGGAUACAAAAUGAUUUUAUGGAAAUGGAUACAGACAACUUUGAAAUUCAAUUGAUGAUAUGUGGGCAUGUUCAGAAACUAUGUGAUAUAAAAUCUAGACGAAUAUAUGACCACUUCAUUGAAAGUUUUCAAAUUGUUUAUGUAUUUCAUGUUACAGAUGGGCAAUCCGAAUAUGAUUUGGGAAUGGGGGAACUGAAAGAAGUAUUUUUUAGACUGAAAUGUGCAAUGCUAUGCAAUAAACACAGAGAAUUUCAAUACAAACAAUUACAAGGGGCUGUGUACACAAAAAGGGAACUUUUUUAAUUCGGUUUUGAGACAGAUAAUUUCUGUUCCUUUUGUAAAAAAGAAGUUGAGUCUUACCAACAUUUAUUUUUUUAUUGUCGUGAAGUUAAGCGAUUGUGGGAAGAGAUGAGUAAAAUAUUUCAACUGAAUGAACUUGGCAGUGACGUUUGGAAAACAAUUUUCAUGGGGAUAUCUGGAAAUACUACAAGAGUAGCUUUAAUAAACUGUAUUAUAUUCUUAAUUAAGUAUAUCAUUUUUAGUUCAAGAAAACAGGGAAUAUUGCCAACCGUACAGAAAGUGACACAUUUGGUUAAAGAGUAUAGAGAUACGGAAUAUCAAAUAGCGUUUAAAAAGGGGAAGCUGGGGGUGCACUUAAGGAAAUGGGAACAAAUCAAUGCAUACCUUUCUUAAUACUAUGGAUGUAUUGGUUGCUUCAUUUUGUUUCUGUUGUGUUUAUUUGUUCAAAUACAGAUAGUUGUACCAGAGCAGGAUGCAUUGUGUGUGGGUGUACGUGUGUAGAUGGAUGUGUGAGUUUUGUGACGGGGAAGAGGGGGGGGGGGGGGAGCUGUGAGUGGUGGUGAGUUGAAGUGAGCUUGUGUGAGUGUCUGGGGAGAGAGAUGAGGGGGGAAGGGGUAUGGGGGUAAGGUGAAUGUGUAGGGACGUUUUAGGAUAACCUUCCUCUAAUUAACCUUUAAAAUAAUCUUUUAUCCUUUUUUUAUUUCUUGUGCAAAAGAGAUUAUUUCUAUUCUAUUCAGGGAAAAAGUACGUUUUUUUUAUUUUGUCGAUUGAUACGGGUUUUUCCCCUCUGCUUUCACAUUGUUAUAGAAGAGAAAUUUGGCAGUUUAAUUUCAUUUGUAAUCAUUUUUAAAAUAUUCGUAAUCUCAUUGAUAUUGAUAUAUUUAUUUGUUUGAUUGUUUAUUGAUUGUAUACAUACAAAGAAUCUUUAUUUAUAUGAAUUGUGAUUGUAAACUUAUUGAUUUGAAAGAGGAAGAAAAUAAAAUAUUAUUC
This is a messenger RNA of Lytechinus pictus (painted urchin), 2520 nucleotides long. RefSeq names its product 3-oxoacyl-[acyl-carrier-protein] reductase FabG-like. The record is from RefSeq and is a predicted model, not a curated record. Gene Ontology annotation, molecular function: oxidoreductase activity. The coding region runs from base 87 to 860 and encodes 257 amino acids. The transcript is spliced from 9 exons. NCBI's taxonomy places the organism in Eukaryota, Metazoa, Echinodermata, Echinoidea, Temnopleuroida, Toxopneustidae.